AUGCUGCGCCUGCCCCUCCUCCUGUACCACCUGUGGAUCAUCAGCCCCGCAGGGCGCGCCGCGGUGGCCCACAGCCGCUGGCCCUGGCUGCUGCGCCGCCUCCCGCUGUGGCGCGGCUUUCUCACCUACUUCCCCGGGUCCCGCAUCGUCAAGACAGCAGACCUGGACCCGCAGCGGCGCUACAUCUUUGCGGGCCACCCGCAUGGCCUGCUGGGAAACUGCUACUUCCUGGCCUUCUGCACCGACGUGCUGGACUUCAGGCAGCUCUACCCGGGCAUCAGGCUGAGCAUCGGCGUGCUGGACCUCAACCUCUGCGUCUCCUUCUGCCGCGAGAUCUGCCUGCUCUUUGGCCUGUGCGACGUGGACCGCCACACCCUGCUGGCCCGGCUGAGGCAGGGCCCCGGCUCGGCCGUGUUCCUGGCUGUGGGCGGCGCCGCAGAGUCGCUGCUGACUCAGCCCGGCACCAUGGACCUUGUGCUGAAGCGGCGCAAGGGGUUUGUGCGGGUGGCGCUGGAGGCGGGGGCCGACCUGGUGCCGGUGCUGGCCUUUGGCGAGAACGAGGUGUACCAGCGCUCUCAGCUGGUGCCUGGCUCCCUGGCAGACAGGAUGCAGACGGCCACCAAACAGAUCUGUGGCUUCACAGUACCGCGCGGCUACGGGCGCGGCAUCCUGAACUUGAAGAGCGGCCCGCUGCCCGAGCGCCGCCCGCUGGUCACCGUGAUCGGCGAGCCCCUGCGCGACCUGCGCAGCGAGGAUGGGCGGGCAGUGGUGGAGGAGUGCCACGCACGCUACUGCGCGGCGCUGCAAGCACUCUAUGACAAGUACAAGGACGAGUUCGCCCCAAGCAGGGUGCGGGACAUGAGGUUUGUGGAGUAA
Messenger RNA from Chlorella variabilis, 876 nucleotides. RefSeq lists its product as hypothetical. Lineage: Eukaryota; Viridiplantae; Chlorophyta; Trebouxiophyceae; Chlorellales; Chlorellaceae. Gene Ontology annotation, biological process: triglyceride biosynthetic process. The record is from RefSeq and is a predicted model, not a curated record. Gene Ontology annotation, cellular component: endoplasmic reticulum membrane. The coding region runs from base 1 to 876 and encodes 291 amino acids. The transcript is spliced from 5 exons. Gene Ontology annotation, molecular function: diacylglycerol O-acyltransferase activity.